Messenger RNA from Cyprinus carpio (common carp), 1515 nucleotides. Its product is annotated as cyclin-dependent kinase inhibitor 2A-like. NCBI's taxonomy places the organism in Eukaryota, Metazoa, Chordata, Actinopteri, Cypriniformes, Cyprinidae. Gene Ontology annotation, molecular function: protein kinase binding; cyclin-dependent protein serine/threonine kinase inhibitor activity. Gene Ontology annotation, biological process: regulation of cyclin-dependent protein serine/threonine kinase activity; negative regulation of cell population proliferation. Gene Ontology annotation, cellular component: nucleus. The record is from RefSeq and is a predicted model, not a curated record.
UGCGCAUGCGCAGAACACACACGACUGCAGCACGCUGUGCUGUGACGUUCAUAACAGAGGAGGCAAGUCCGAACACAUAUCUCCCAGCAUGUAAUAAAUAUUAGACGCCGCACCUUUAUAAAGGAGCCGAUUUAACGCGUUUCCGCAGCCUUCUCCGUCCGGCGACACAGAGAAUUAAAAUACAAUGUGAAGUGUUAAUAUUUUCGCAGUAGUUUUUACCUGUCAGCGCGAAUUUCUUCAGAGGACUGAUGAUGAUGAUGAUGAUGCAUGACGAGGAGGAACUGACCAGAGCAGCCGCGACUGGAGACACGGAGCGUGUUCGGCUCUUGCUCUCUAACGGAGUCAAUGUGAACGGAGUGAACAAGUUCGGAAGAACCGCGAUACAGGUGAUGAUGAUGGGGAACACAGCUUUGGCUCUCGUGCUGCUGGAAUAUGGAGCAGAUCCUAAUGUGGCUGAUCCCGGGACAGGAAGCACUCCUUUGCACGAUGCAGCCAGAACCGGAUUCAUGGACACAGUGCGGCUUUUAAUCCGCUUUAAGGCCGAUCCCAAUGCAGUGGAUCACAGCAGUUUGCGACCCGUGGAUGUGGCGCGGCAGACUGGCCAUGUGGACGUGGCUGAUUUUCUCAGAAGUGUUUAAACGCUAUUUUUUUUUGCAUUAGCUACAUAUUUAUAAAUUAAUAUGAAAGAUUUAUAGCUAUAUUUUAAAAGUAAAUGAAUAAGCACAGCAGUACAGUUAAUGCACUUCCAUUGUGUAGGAUAUAUUUGUAAUCAUUAUAGUUUGUGGAUUUAUAUGCUAUUGGGAGCAUUAAACAUUUUAAGUAUCUUUAGUUUCCUUUGAAUUUUUGGUUCACUGUUCAUUUUUAAUACAUGCGACAUCAUAGAAAAAACCCAACUUUAGUCUGUAGAAUUAAUGACAAUGUCAGCCUAUCACACAGCAUUAAUAGAUUAAAAAAAAUUAUUUAACAUGUCCAAAAUAUUUGAUAUUCACUUCGCAUGGUGAAUGAUGACUAAAUAGUCAAAUCGAGAAAAGAAAACGAAGUCAUCCGUUUUUUGAGUUUGCGCUCCACGCAACAGUAAUAUGUGAUUUACUUAUAUUUCUCAGCUCUGUCUCUCGUAAAGAAGAUAUUUUCGUUAAGUUUUCUAAUAAAUGCAACUCUCUAUAUGCCACCAGACAAACUUAAAAAACGUUUUGUUCUUUAUAACGCAUAAACUGGGUUCUGUCGCGCAUCGCCACACAAACUUGAGCGCAAAAAUAAUAUUAAUCUUGUGCGCAAAGUUUCUUGUUAUUAUCGAUGUCAUUUUUUACGCAAACCUUUUUGAUCAUACAAUUUACCUCUGCUGCUGCAAAUAACCUGUGCGGAAUACAGGUGCAGGUCUUGUGAAAAAGUUCGGCUAAAUAAAUACAAUGAUAAUGUGUAUUUAAAGCUUGAUUUUGCAUAGAGACUAUUAAGUUUUAAUAAGUGCAAAAGACAAAUAAAGUGAACCUGUUAAUUUCUGAGUUUGUCUUUAAAGAG